GUGUGAUACUUUGAAGAUAACUUGAUGUUAAUAAACGCAGUUUUAGACAUUUUUAUUUGUCCUCAGAAAUUCUCAACUUUGAUUUUCACUAUCUGUGAUAACAUAUCGAGCAUUGAAGAUAUUAAGGGCAAUACCGGGACCUUAUCCUUACACAAUGCGUUCGGUCUGAGCCACAUCAUAUAAAGUUAUGUUUCCCAGGCGUACAUACUUGCCCUUAUUCAUCGUCAACUCUUCGCCGAGAUCCACAAUCCGAUCGGGCCGACGGAAGGCCUAUAUUGGUCCGGUAGUCAUCGGACAUCGGCUCUGAAAGUGCGCCAGGAACGCCAAGCCAAACUUACUUUCCACGUCACCAGGAGACUUCGAGCAAGAUUGGACUGGCCUCGCCAGUUUCCAAAUAUUGACUGGGUACAGUCCCCCACUCAAACGUUCUGUAGCUAAACGCCACAGAUUGUAAGUUCGUCUGGCAGCAACGUCAUUAUCCAGGUGGUGCAAUGUGGGGCAGGUAGCGACUGUCUUGGGGAAUUGGAGGGUUCUUGUGCUGUUAUCAAGCCUGGUUACGCAGGUGGCUAGCGCCAUCUUGGCAGUGGCUGCGCACCCCAAAAGGUUCUCUAUCCAGCGCGUGUCAGUUGGUCCCUCCGUGUCCUAAUCCAUCACUCAUCAUCUGAUGCCGCAAGAAGGACAUUAAAGCCGGUCGUUCUGUUGCUAUAGGUUUUGGAAUUUGAAAGGCAAGGCAUUCACUGACCUUUGUCUAUCACCCGUUGGCUGAGGUGCUUCGUGGCUGGGCAACCAUCCAACAUCCAGUCGCUUUAAAACGUGUGCGCUUACAACAUCUCACCAAAAGGAAACAAAACAGAAUCUAAAACCAGCCAAAAUGUGUUUCGGCAGCAAAAAGAACCUCUAUGAUGGGGAUGAUCUUCCCCCACGACCAGCCCCAGGGCAGGCGCCUCAGCAGCCAACGUAUGCACCUGAGCCAAAAGCAAGCGCUUCGGCAUCACACCAGGCACAGCCCCAGCAGCAUCAGCAUCAGCAGCAAUAUAACCAGCCGCCGCCUCCUAGCCCCCUCUCUGCUGUUCAACCUCCAGCAUCCUGGAAUUCCAAUAAUCUGUACAGCCAGACACAAGCUACACCUCACACCAUGCCCGUUGAGCUUCCCGACUCAGUCCACAACUCUAAUGCACCAGCUGAGUUACCAGCCAACGACUAUGCCCCUCCUCCGGGGCCGCCUCCUUCUCAUACCCGGCCGGCCGUAGAGAGCUAUGCGCCUCCUCCCGGACCACCCCCUUCUCACGGAACCGGGAAUGACUACGCACCUCCCCUGGGACCACCGCCGCCCCAUUCCCACGGAGCUGGUGACGACUUUGCUCCUCCUCCCGGGCCUCCACCGUCUCACGGAGCUAGCAACGACUACGCCCCCCCUCCUGGUCCUCCUCUCCCGCGUAAUGACUACGCCUCCAUUCCCCCUCCCAGCGCUCCUCCCAUUCCCGCAGCAUCUAAACCCCAGGAGACCAAGCACGACUGGGAGUCAGUCGUCCCCGACACCUCUCUCUUUCCACCCCCUCCUGCUUUCUUCGCGGCGUAUGACUCCUCCCACGCAACCAACGCCACCGAGGCCGAAGCCGAAGCAGGCGAGGCAUGGUGCCGUCAGCACCCCCUUUCCCCGCCCAUUGACCUCGACCACCACUCCCUGGAGGCUCAAAACAACCACAACCCCCGUCUGAUGGUCCCCGAUGUGUUCAAGGGAACCCUCCAGUUCAAAGAGCACGGCAUUUGGGCCGGUCAGACAGACAGGAACGCCACUGAUUCUUGCAUCAUCGGCUAUCCCCCCCUCUACACAGUAAAAACCCACUCUCCCUUCACCUCCCCCACCCCAGAGAAGACAAUCUACUACGAAGUCGCCAUCACUUCGGCCGCCAACCCCCACGAGAUUUGUCUCAGUCUGGGGUUCACCGCCCUCCCUUACCCAUCCUUCCGGCAGCCUGGCUGGCACCGCGGGUCGUUGGCUGUUCACGGUGAUGACGGCCACAAGUUCAUCAAUGACCGGUGGGGAGGCAAGGACUUUACGGGACCGUUUAGAGUGGGGGAGAGGUAUGGUAUCGGUAUGACUUUUACCGCGGUGGCAGGGAGGAUGGAGACGGAGAUUUUCUUUACGAGGAACGGGCUGCAGGCUGGGAGGUGGAAUUUGCACGAGGAGGGUGACUCGACUGAUUUGCCCGUGACGGGGUUGGAGGGGUAUCAUGAUUUGAGUUGUGCGGUGGGCACGUAUGGGGGGGUUGGUUUUGAGGUGAUUUUUAGGCCGGAGACGUGGUUGUUUUUGCCGGAGGGGUAUUAUCCUGGGAAGAGGGGGUAGCAGUUGAAUAAGGGGUAAUUUAGGGGUAGUUUUGGGGUGUAGAUAUGGAUAGGCUUUGAACAGUACACAGAUUAAUUCUCUAC
Podospora pseudocomata is the source of this 2430-nucleotide messenger RNA. RefSeq lists its product as uncharacterized. Gene Ontology annotation, cellular component: endoplasmic reticulum. Bases 872 to 2347 code for a protein of 491 amino acids. Gene Ontology annotation, biological process: protein transport to vacuole involved in ubiquitin-dependent protein catabolic process via the multivesicular body sorting pathway. The transcript has 2 exons. Lineage: Eukaryota; Fungi; Ascomycota; Sordariomycetes; Sordariales; Podosporaceae. The record is from RefSeq and is a predicted model, not a curated record.